Messenger RNA from Diospyros lotus (date-plum), 1483 nucleotides. Its product is annotated as casein kinase II subunit alpha-2. Bases 84 to 1085 code for a protein of 333 amino acids. Gene Ontology annotation, biological process: protein phosphorylation. Gene Ontology annotation, molecular function: ATP binding; protein serine/threonine kinase activity. NCBI's taxonomy places the organism in Eukaryota, Viridiplantae, Streptophyta, Magnoliopsida, Ericales, Ebenaceae. Gene Ontology annotation, cellular component: nucleus; protein kinase CK2 complex; cytosol. The transcript has 10 exons. The record is from RefSeq and is a predicted model, not a curated record.
GACGACAACAUAUAAAUCACGCCGAUCUUCAUUUUCGACACGCUGCUCUCUCCUCCUCCUCCUCGAGUCUCUUGCUAGCAGCAAUGUCAAAGGCUCGAGUCUACGCAGACGUCAACGUUCACCGCCCCAGAGACUACUGGGAUUACGAGUCUCUAACAGUCCAAUGGGGUGAUCAGGAUGAUUAUGAGGUUGUCCGGAAAGUUGGAAGGGGAAAAUACAGUGAGGUCUUUGAAGGUAUAAAUGUUACAAACAAUGAAAGAUGUGUCAUCAAGAUCCUUAAGCCUGUCAAAAAGAAGAAGAUUAAAAGGGAGAUAAAGAUACUACAGAACCUUUGCGGGGGCCCUAACAUUGUGAAACUGCUUGAUAUUGUUCGAGAUCAGCACUCAAAAACUCCUAGUUUGAUUUUUGAAUUUGUGAACAGUACAGAUUUUAAAGUUUUGUACCCCACACUGACAGAUUACGACAUACGCUACUACAUCUAUGAGCUUCUCAAGGCGUUAGAUUAUUGCCAUUCACAAGGUAUUAUGCACAGAGAUGUGAAACCUCACAAUGUUAUGAUUGACCAUGAGCUACGGAAACUUCGCUUGAUAGAUUGGGGUCUUGCUGAAUUCUACCAUCCUGGUAAAGAAUACAAUGUCCGUGUUGCGUCAAGGUACUUUAAGGGGCCUGAACUCCUUGUGGACUUGCAAGAUUAUGACUAUUCCUUGGACAUGUGGAGCUUGGGUUGUAUGUUUGCAGGAAUGAUUUUUCGCAAGGAACCAUUCUUUUAUGGUCAUGAUAACCAUGACCAGCUUGUCAAGAUUGCUAAGGUUCUCGGAACAGAUGAGUUAAAUGCAUACUUGAACAAAUAUCACUUAGAGCUUGACCCACAACUUGAUGCUCUUGUUGGAAGGCACAGCAGGAAGCCGUGGUCAAGAUUCAUUAACCCUGAUAAUCAGCAUCUAAUUUCCCCUGAGGCCAUUGAUUUCCUUGACAAGCUUCUUCGUUAUGAUCAUCAAGAUAGAGUUACAGCGAAAGAAGCAAUGGCUCAUCCAUACUUCCAACAAGUGAGGGCUGCCGAAAACAGCAGGAUAAGGACACAGUGAUCCUGGUCCCUAUUACCGCGUCUAUCCAUGGAAGUGAACAUACUAUGCUGUUUUGAUGUGUGUUUGUUAUGGAAGAUAUUGUCUGCAUUUUAGUAUUUGCCUAGGUGUAGGCAGUUGGUUGGGCUAAAAUUCCUUGAACGAUGCCAUGGUUCAACUCCUGCAUCUGUUACAGAGAUUGUAUAUUCUGGUAGUGAGAAUUUGAACUAUGAUGGAAUUGUAGGUAGCAUCUUAACUACAAAGAUCAAUCUUUUGUGGUAAAGAAUGCAGUAAGAGGCAACGUUGUGUGUUUUUCUUCAGCUGUGCCUAUGCUAGACAUGUUACUGUCUGUCUCCUGUCAGCAUCUCAAAGUAUCCUUCUUGCCAAGGACAUUAGUAGAUUUGAGGAAACAGAUUUCUUUA